AGAAAAGAAAAAAAACUUUUAAAAGCGGGAUUUAAACUUAAAUUUUCUUAUAAAAGCUUUUUAAAAAACCGUGAUUAUUAGAACCGAUUAUAUUUGUUAACUUUAUAUUUAAUGAAAAUGGCGAAUUAAGAGAAAAGAAGACCACAUUUUUUCAAUUUUCUCGCAAUUAAUCCAUCAAGAUGGAAAACAACGGCGCAGCAGCCGACAGCCCGCUCCAUGAAAUGCAAUUGGAGCUUGAAAAUGUACAAAGUGUUAUUCAAUUGACAAAGGAGAAUAUUGAUACCCUCAAUGAGAGAUUCUCUAAAUUUAAACCGUCUCCAAAAAUAUAUUUGGAAGAGUAUCAGGACCUGACCAGUAAGCUUCAUCAGCUUAAAAUGAUGGAACAGAAUUUAGUAGAGAAAAUGCAAUCAAUUCAAGAACAAAAUGAAAUUGAAACUAGAGCACAACCCAAGCAACCAAAACUAUUCCUAAGAGCUCAUCUUCCAAAUCAACAGCGAACAUCAGUUCAAGUUGUUCCAGGUAUGCGAUUGAGAGAUGCACUAUCAAAAGCACUUAGCCGUCGUAACUUGACAUUUGACAUGUGUGAAGUGUAUCAGUCAGACACUGACGUUCAAAUUCCUUGGGACACCGACAUUAGUUCGAUUAAUUGUGAAAUUAGUGUUAGGAUUCUAGAUAUUGUUGGCUUUCCAACAUACAUUUCGCAUCAAUUUAUUCGCAAAACAUUCUUCUCGUUGGCAUUUUGCGAAUGUUGUCGAAGAUUGCUCUUCACUGGAUUUUAUUGCAAUCAGUGUAAUUAUCGAUUCCAUCAAAGAUGUGUCGAUAAAGUUCCACCACUUUGCAGUAAAUUACAAAUGGACACAUAUUAUCAAAUGCUUUUAGCAAACACUGAUAACUCAUCAGGAUUGUACACAGGAUCGAGCCUUCACAAACAUCCAAAAACUUUAAAUUUUGAGAAUCGUUCAAAUUCAGCUCCGAAUGUUUGUGUCAAUAGUGUUUUAAGGCCAUUAUUGGGUGGUGAUCAAAAGAUUCUCGCAAACGCAAAGUGCCCAAUUCCCAUACAAACUUAUUGUGAACAUUCACAUUCAACUCAAGCAUCGCCAACAAAUACUUUAAAGCAUGUUAAUAGACGACAACGUGCACGAUCAGCUGAUGAGAGUAAUAAGAUUUUAUCGCCACGCGAACAAAUUCAAACUGGAGAAGAUUGGAAUAUUGAUGCUAUUAUUAUAUGCACAAAUUUUGUGUCAUCAUAUGAGCAUGACUACGAUUUCACAGACUUUGAACGUCUUCAAGCCGCUCAGAGAAUGAUUGGAAAGAAGAAUGAAGGACCAAUUCAAGUUCCUUAUUCCGCAGCUGAUGUACAAAAAGCAUUGCGAGAAUUGAAACAAGAUUACAGUGAAGUUAGCAAUUGGCCUACACCAUCACGAACUCUUGGAGCUAUAUCUGCAGUUUCAUUAGAUGUCAACAAAAAUGUCGUUGUCUUUCAUCGCGCUGAACGUGUAUGGGACUCGGGGACUUUUGAUAACACAAACAUCUUCCUGCAUCGUAAUCUCGGACCAAUUCAAGAUAAUACAAUAGUAAAAUAUGACCGUGAGACUGGAAAUGUCAUGACCGAAUGGGGAAAAAAUAUGUUUUAUUUACCUCACGGUCUGCAUAUAAAUGGAAAUUAUUAUUACAUUACUGACGUCGCACUUCACCAAGUUUUUCGUUUCAACAUACAAAAUUCUACAACAAAACCGGAAUUGACACUUGGAGAAGCUUUUAAACCUGGAAGAUCUGCUAAACUAUUUUGUAAACCGACAUCAGUUGCGACUUUAGAUAAUGGAGACUUCUUUGUUGCUGAUGGUUAUUGUAACAGUAGAAUAGUGAAAUUUAACUUCGCUGGUGAGAAAAUUUUAGAGUGGGGAAAAGCAAGUUUCUCUGGGCCUGCAAUGCCAGGUUACGAACCUCCCAAUGCAUUCGCAGUUCCACAUGCUUUGACACUUGUUCCCGAUAAAGGACUUCUUUGCGUUGCUGACAGAGAAAAUGGUCGAGUUCAAUGCUUUUCAACAGAAGAAGGAAAAUAUGUAAUGCAGUUCCACAGCCCAAUUGUUGGUGAUCGACUAUUCAGUGUUGCUUAUGCAAAUGGAACACUGUUUGUUGUAAAUGGACCUGAAUUUCGGCAAGAUGUCAUUGAAAUUCGUGGAUACACAUUUAACAUGAAAUCUGGCGAUGUGACAUCAAAAUUCGGCUCGUUUUUGGAUCCUCAUGAUUUAACCGUCACAUCUGAUGCUAAAGAGAUUUAUGUUGCUGAUCUGACAGCUGAUAAAAAUGGUCAUCGUCUUCAUAAAUUCAUGUUAAAUGGACUAAAGCCAACUAGAACAUCAGGUGACAAUGGAAAUUUAGUAUCAAAAACAAACGUUCACAGAGGCGACACUGCAUUACUAGUGGGAUCAAUUGUUCUUCUUUUCACCGUGUUUACAAUUGGUCUUGCUAUUUUAAUAUCGAGAAAACAAAGACGAGUGCAACCAGCCAUUAUACAAAAGAAAAGAAAAAAAAUGUUUUAUAAAAGUCGGUGCAAUAUCAGUGGGAUGAACAUGAGUAGCUCAAGAUUGCUAACACUCACAUUGAUUUUCUCGUUUUUAAUGACAUGCGGAGCAUUAGCCAAUGAUCAGAAUUCCAAAUCGAGCUCGUUCUCAGACGCAAUUGCAGAAAAACUUCAACAGAACAAACUCAACAACAGAGAUAUUUAUAUCGAUAGCGAUGACGAAGUCGAAGGAUCUGGAAGCAGAGGCGAGAUUCACGAUGCAUUAGAGCACGACAACGAUGACAUUGAAUCAUCAGGAUCGGGAUAUGGUCCAACAGAUGAUACAGAACCUGACGAGGAUAUUCAUAGCCGAAGUAAGAUAUCAAGAGUAAACAAGGAGCCGACAAACACUCAUCAUUCAGGUGAUGGAUCUGACAUUCAUGUCGAUGAAGACGAUAGCGACGAUUAUAAUGAAAGCCAUCCGGAGAGGUCACCGUUACCAAUAGAUGGUGACGAUGACGACGUGUACUUUGAUAAUACCAGUAGCUCAAACUCAGUACCGUCAAGUACUGAUGGCAAAAUCAUCUCAACUUCUACCACAGACAUUGAUAACAGUGGUUCAGACUACAAUAUCAAUCGACAAAAGGAAAUUGUUAUUCCAAGAUCAGAAUCCAUCGAUCCAAAUCGUCACGAGCCGAUUGUACCAACCGAGACUAAUUACGGGCCUGGUGGAAAUGAAGUGUUGAUUAUGAACACAAAGAACGAAGAUCGACCAACGAGCUUCUUUGCUCAACCAGGCAUUUUAGCAGCUGUUAUUGGUGGUGCCGUCGUUGGAUUAUUGUUCGCAAUUUUAGUAGUGAUGUUCAUUGUGUAUCGAAUGCGAAAAAAGGAUGAAGGGUCAUAUGCUUUGGAUGAGCCAAAGAGAUCACCACAAGCCAACUCUUACACUAAGAAUCAUAAUAAUAGGGAAUUCUAUGCUUGAAAUUCAGACAACUCACGCUUUUAAACUUAAUUAACGAUCAAUUUACAGACAAACUGAGACAAGAAGGAAUUUUAUUUUUUUUUUAGUUUUUUUUUCAAUUUCAAAAACUUGACGCAUUAUUAUAAAAGAAAAACUUUUUAUUUUUAAAUGUUAAGAGAAAUAUUUACAAAAAGUGAAUGAUAGAACUCGCGCCUAUGUAGCAUUCAUUGAGUGUACUGUGAGCACACAUUUGUAAUCUGUUUGAAGAUUUAAAGUUUUUUUUCUCCUCCACCCUUUUCCGACUUUCCAUCGUCGAUUUUCGAUAUCAACAUAAAUUUGAAGUUAUAAAUUUUUGUAUGAUGGAAAGUGGAUGGUUGAUCGAUAUGUGUGUCGCCAUGUAGUUGUUCUUUUUCCUACUUUAUCUAAACAGAAAGAACAUUCAUAGAAAAUUCUAUCUAAUGAUAAUCAACUUUAAGGAAAGAAGAAGAAAAAAAUAUCUCUGAUGAGAGGACAAUGUCAUAAUAGAUCUAAGCUAUUGUUUUAAUUGGGGUAAUUUUCUACUAGUUGUAAUAAGAAGGUUAAUGAAAAAAAUAUUGACUAUUUGAGAAGAAAAAAAGUAAGAAUUGACACAGAUGAGGGUAAUCUAAUAAAAGUAAUAAAAAAAGGAAAAUAUGUAAUAAUGAAUAAACAGCAUAAUAAUAAGAUAUUUGCUUGAAUACAUCAAUUUCUAUGCAAAUUCGAUCAUAGGCUUCUUAAUGAUUUCUCUACAAAGUUCAUAAGUAAAUUAAAUAAUACAAAAAUGGGUUUAACUUUUGAUAAAACAAACAGAAAAUAGACAAGAUGAUGAAUUUUUUCUCUCUCAUUUCAUUAUGAGAUGAUCCCUUUUGAAUUUGGGGAAAUGUAUUACAGAAAUGAUAAGGAAAAAGGUAAACAGAGUUGUAUUAAAUAGUACCUUUACAUAACAGAUGAAAAAUAAAACACAGAAUGAUAAGAAGCAUUAGAAUCAAUGAAUGUAAUAAGAAAUAAAUCCACGUAUACACGGUUUGUCAAAAAGUUGUAUCACAAUUUUCCUUAGGCAUUGAAAACAUAAUUUUCCGGUGACAGAAGUGCUAAUCAAACUUUCAAACUAUUUCUUUUUAUUAUCUAUUCAAGCAAAGAAAACAGAAGCUUUUAUUUGAUCAAAAUUAACAAACGAAAAAGUUUUUAGUAAAUAAGUUUAACAUAAAAAAAGUUCUUUUAUCCUUUAAGUUUAUUUUAUCGUAAAAUGCUUUUUCUUGAAGUUUUACAAAGUUUUGAGCAGCUCACUUUUAUUCAGACAAAUCGUUUAAGACUGAAAGAAAUUCUUUAUUAUCUACUUUCUAACUAACUUCUUGACUCACUUGACUCUUCAAGAAGCUUUAUGAUUCUUACCAACCCGUCAACAUAAACGAUAACACGCUUCUUCCAGAUCUGCUUGAUGCUUUUUAGAACCUCGAAGAAAAGAAAUGACUUUAUUUUAUUAACUCAAAAUUAUUCUUUCAAUCUUGUGACGCUAAGAAAAGAAUGAUUAAUUAUAGUUGAGGGAAAAUAUUGCUCGAGCGUUAGUUAUCAAUAAGAAAAGAAUUAAAAACUAAAACAAAAGCCAUUCGCCGUUAAUACGUAUCUCAAAAGAAAUUUCCUCUUAUGCUUGUCAGUCGUUCUUGAUUGCGCCUUUCUUUCAGUGCCAUCAAAAGUAAUUUACUUUUCAUGACAUUCCAAAAUGCAUUUUUGAAGUUAUAAAAGAAACAAACACGAAACAUUCGAAAGUGAAAAUUUUGGAAUUCAAAACAUUCUUUUUUUAUUUAAUUUCAUCUUUCUUUAAAGUUUCAAUGCAGCUUUCAUCAUGCAGCACAUCAACGAGAUGUGCUUGAUCUGAAUUUUUAAUUUUAAUCAAACAAGCAUAUAGUUCAACACGAAAAGAAUUCACUAAACUCUGAUUUUCCGUUUUUGUAAAGAGAAAAACAAAUUGAAAAACAUGAAAGAAACAAAAAAGAAAAUUCGUUGUACAUAUUGAUGAGAAAAACCUAAAUAAACUCACUAAAA
This is a messenger RNA of Clunio marinus, 5525 nucleotides long. Lineage: Eukaryota; Metazoa; Arthropoda; Insecta; Diptera; Chironomidae. The record is from the annotation of a GenBank genome assembly.